Molecule: messenger RNA, 873 nt
Organism: Penicillium maclennaniae
Lineage: Eukaryota; Fungi; Ascomycota; Eurotiomycetes; Eurotiales; Aspergillaceae
Exons: 1
Coding region: 1-873 (290 amino acids)
Biological process (GO): regulation of translational fidelity
Cellular component (GO): cytoplasm
Molecular function (GO): double-stranded RNA binding; nucleotidyltransferase activity; tRNA binding
Source: RefSeq, a predicted model, not a curated record
AUGGACAUAGAAUCCAAAGUCAUCCCCAGACCAGGCAAUCAUCCUGAUGCUAAGGCCGAUGCUCUCGGCGUCUUCAAAAUACUCCAGUCGGGCGGGGUAGCCCUUGUCCCAACCGAAGUCGGGUACGGUCUCAUGGCUUCCUCCACCGAAGCGAUCCAAAAAGCAUUUGCCGCGAAAAAGCGUCGACCAGGCCACGCGCAAGGUGUCAUUGGGUCAUUGAAACUGCACCAAGAGCUUCAUAUUCUUCCAGACGAAACAAUGGAGAUGAUUCGGGUGCUGCACCAGGAUCUCGACAUGUCAUUUGGUGUCGUCGCCCCGUACCGAUCGGACCAUCCGAUUCUUCAACAGCUCACGCCUGCUACAUUGGCAAACACGACCAAAAACAACACCUUGGGGAUAUAUAUAGGCGGAAGUUCUCUCAUGAUGGAGCUGAGCCGUUUGAAUGACGAGGCAGGCCAGUUGAUGUUGGGUUCUAGUGCCAAUUUGACGGGCACGGGCCAAAAGUUCAGAGUGGAGGAAGUCGACGAUGGGAUCAAGGAGGCUUCUGAUAUCAUUGUUGACUAUGGUUUGCAGCGAUAUCACAUAUAUGGAGGACGCCCAUCUACUAUCAUCGAUUUUGAGAAUAUGAAGGUUCUUCGGGUGGGCUCUUCCUACGAGUUAUUGAGGGAACGUUUGAAGAAGUACUGGGGGGUUGACUUACCGGAGGAUCCGAUGUUUGGUAAGCCGAAAUCGGAAGACACAGAGCAGAAACCAGCGGAUGCCCCCCAAGAACAGGCACAGAAAGGAGCGACGAAGUUUCAAACUUCCACAAAGGUUGAAGAAAAGCAACAGAAAUCUUGGCGAAGGUUUGUGACGAAGCUACAGGGGCAUUGA